GCUGUGCCUGUCCCUCCAUGGCGGUGCUGUGUGGGGUCGGGCUGGGCACGUCCCUCUGGCGCUGCGGGGCCGGGGGGAGCGGCCGCAGCCCCUGGAAGCCGCUGCUGGUGCUGCUCAGCCCGCCCGCUUUCUCCACGGGCUGCCCCCGGUGCGCCAAGGACAGGCGGCUGAGGCAGAAGAGAGCCAUUUCCGAGCGGCAGCUGACACGUUAUUUCGUGGAUCAGCGGAAGGUGCGCGUGGUUGGAGGACAAGGAGGAGACGGGGGCCAGUCCUUCCACAGUGAGCCCAGAAAAGUGUUUGGAGGUCCUGAUGGUGGGAAUGGAGGUGAUGGGGGUCAUGUCAUUUUUAAAGCUGACCAGCAGAUGAAAUCACUUGCUUCAGUGUUCCGCUUCUAUCAGGGCUUUCACGGAGAGAGAGGAGGAAGCAAAAACUGCUAUGGAGCUAACGGUGCACACAUGUAUGUCAAAGUCCCUGUUGGUACUUUGGUGAAGGAGGAUGGUGAAGUUGUGGCUGACCUCACCCAGCAUGGAGAGGAGUACAUUGCAGCUCAUGGAGGAGCUGGAGGGAGAGGGAAUCGCUUCUUUCUGUCCAACGAAAACCGCGCUCCGAAAUUAUUCACUCCGGGAGAGCCAGGUCAGGAGAGGGUCCUUCAUCUGGAGCUCAAGACAACAGCUCAUGCAGGACUGGUGGGCUUUCCCAAUGCUGGCAAAUCCUCACUUUUGAGAGCCAUCUCCCGGGCAAAGCCAGCUGUGGCUGCCUACCCAUUCACAACCCUAAACCCCCACGUUGGCAUUGUCCACUAUCAAGACUAUGAACAAGUGGCAGUUGCUGACAUUCCUGGCCUAAUCCGAGGUGCUCACCAGAACCGAGGGCUGGGCACGGCCUUCCUGAAGCACAUCGAGCGCUGCCGCUUCCUCCUGUUCGUGCUGGACCUCUCUGUGCCCCAGCCCUGGAGCCAGCUGCAGGACUUGAAAUAUGAACUGGAAGCAUAUGAAAAAGGCUUGUCUGAGAGGCCUUGUGUUGUGGUUGGGAAUAAGGUUGACCUUGCUCAGUCCAGGAUCAAUCUGGCGCUCCUCAGGGAGCAGGUAGCUGAGAGGGUCAUUGCAGUGUCUGCACUGACAGGAGAGAACUUGGAGGAGCUGCUGUUGCAUCUGAGAGAACUCUAUGACACUUAUGUGAAGACAGAACAGUCACAAGGACAAAGCCCAGUCAAGUGGUAGAAGCCACAAGUGCUGUGAACUGUGCUGGAAGGAGAACAAAGUUAAAAUAGCAGUUUGAUUUGAGUGCCUCUCUGUGACUGGGGCUUCCUGUGGGUUGUUUUUGUUGUUAAUAUGGAAGGGCACAGCAUGGGGAUUUGUUCUGGACUGCUGCUUUGGAAAGAUUGUUUUGUUUGUUUAUUCACCUUUGAGGUGUCUCUGAAGUUUUACAACAAAGCUUGAAAAUUGUAAUCAUGGUGGGUGGUGAACUGGAAGCCUGGCUCUUGUUUGGCAUACUAUGGAAUGAAGAGAAUGCUGUCUAGUAGAAAUGACUGAAAUUCAGGAUCUGCAGGAGAUGUUGGUUUAUUUUAUGAAGUGUACUGAAGUCACUUUCUCAAUUUUCACUAAUCAAAAGUUCUAAAAUAAAAUCAGGUGGCCC
Molecule: messenger RNA, 1635 nt
Organism: Melozone crissalis (California towhee)
Lineage: Eukaryota; Metazoa; Chordata; Aves; Passeriformes; Passerellidae
Gene: MTG2
Product: mitochondrial ribosome associated GTPase 2
Exons: 6
Coding region: 18-1220 (400 amino acids)
Cellular component (GO): mitochondrion
Molecular function (GO): GTP binding; GTPase activity; magnesium ion binding
Source: RefSeq, a predicted model, not a curated record